CUUUGUUCAGUGUCACAGGGUUAGCUCAUGUUUGUCCUUGUGACCGUGUCCCGGGGCGGCCGCAGUGUAGAGCUGAUCAGUGCGGAUCUACGGGGGAGAGACAGACCAUCACCAUGUCUGGAACUGAGAGCGUCCAGCUGAACUUCCCACACUACAGCUCUGUGCUCCUGGAUACACUGAACAAGCAGCGAUUGGAGGGAAAGUUCUGCGAUCUCUCUGUCCAGGUCCAAGAUCGUGUCUUCCAAGCUCACAAAACCAUCUUGGCCGCUUCAUCUCCUUACUUCCACGACAAGCUGCUUUUGAAUGACACCAACUGUCUGGUGUUGCCCAGUGUCAUUCAGCCCGAUACUUUUGAGAACCUUUUGCAACUUAUUUACUCUGGGAGACUUUGCCUCGAAUUGGAAGCAUUACCCUCACAUCUCCUAGUAGCCAGUGGUCUACAGAUGUGGCAAGUGGUAGACCGAUGUUCUGAGAUUCUUAAAGAGCGGCAAGCGUGUGUCCCACAGACCUGGUCGAGUCGUGCCAGUGAAAGCCAGUCACCGAGCAGCAGCUACCAGUUGCCACGAGAUGACCCGCCACCACCACCGGCAGUUCCAACGGUCACGUUGGCUUGUUCAGAUGAAGAAGAGGUGAUCAAAGUUCGAGUUUCGGAGGAAGAGGAGGAAGAGGAAGAAGAGGAGGAUGAUUUAAAAAGUGGUGCAAAUGUCCUGGACGACUCUGUAGUCACCAAUUGCUCUUAUGCUCUCCCGUCUUCCUCUUCGUCACCUGAAACCCCCAAAGUCAUCUACAUCAAGCAAGAGCGCACUGACGAGGAUGGAGGUUAUAUGAAGGCCUUUGAGAUCACCGAGGUGCAGGCUGAUUAUCCGUCAGAGCUGAGCUAUGUCGUCCCUCCAGUAUCAUCGCCAUCGUCUUCCGAUGUGUCUCUCUGCAUCCCUCGGAAACUUUACAGUAGCUCAGAACCAACUUCCUUCACUAUUUCCAAACCUGUGGACCUUCAUGGAAAUGAGAUUGUAACCCAAGCUCUUCAGGCUCAAUCGGUUCACGCUCCUGUUAAGCUUAUAGCUACCCCAGAUGGGAAAAAGUUUGGCUGCUUGUGUGGGAAGCGGUUUGCAGUAAAGCCCAAACGUGACCGCCAUAUCAUGCUGACCUUCAGCCUCCGCCCGUUCGGCUGCUCUGUCUGCCACAAGAAGUUCAAACUGAAGCAUCAUCUAACAGAACAUAUGAAAACGCACGGCGGCAGCUUGUUCUCUUGUGAAGACUGUGGCCGUAAAUUCAGGGUGGAAAGUUGCUAUCAAAAGCAUAAGGAAGUUUGCAAAGGACAGAGGUGGGCAGGGGCCUGCUGGACUUACAAAUUCUCAAACCCUAUGACCGAAGGGGAAAAAACAGAGGCCAUCUGUUCUACAGAUUAUUAGCUAAGUUUUCUGGAUGUCCCCAGAAUGAAUACGUCCCCAUAACCAGGAGAGUAGUCCUAGAUCUGUACUAUUGUAGCCUGGAGACUGCAAUUAGAGCUGCCAUGUAUUGAGUGCUGCCCUCUUCUGGACUGUGCUUGCUGGAGGUCUAUACGAAUGUUGGUUUUAUUGUGGUAUAUUAUGAUAUAUCAGCAUCACAUCACUUUUUUUUUUUUUAUAAACAAAAAGUCUUUAUACUGUUUUACAUGGGACCUCUGAGGUGCAGAUCUGUUUUUUGUAUUGGUGUCCUGACACUUGUGGACCCACAGACGACCCAUAAUCGGAGGCUGUGUGCGUUACCGGAUUAGUCAGUCUUCUGACACUGUCAUAGACAAAAAAUAAUGAGGAGUUCCCGCAAAUGAUGCCCCAAACAUUUUACGGAACCCAUGUACAUCCUGCAUCAGCAUUUAGGCGGCAAGUUCGACUUUAGGUCUUUGUGUAAAUACACACAUGUAACCCUCAUGUAUGUCAUUACGUGUCUUCUUCAUAUACAGGAGUAGAAAGUGUGUUCCACUGCAAUAAUAUACAGGUAUAAGCCCAUACCGUGUCAUCUCGAUGGAGAGGUGGCAUCACCUGUAAUCUUAGGGGUUGGGGGGGGGCUUAGGAGCCUGAGGUAGUAUUGAGGGGGACUAUAAUUAAGGGCGGACAUUUACAUCCAGAAACGGCUCGGAAGCAAAGUCCAGUCACCAUCAACAGUGACACGAGAGGUGCGGUCGUACGGCAAAUGCAUUAAGUGUUCUCUCUA
This is a messenger RNA of Bufo bufo (common toad), 2193 nucleotides long. It is a transcript of the gene ZBTB9, whose product is annotated as zinc finger and BTB domain containing 9. NCBI's taxonomy places the organism in Eukaryota, Metazoa, Chordata, Amphibia, Anura, Bufonidae. Gene Ontology annotation, biological process: regulation of transcription by RNA polymerase II. The record is from RefSeq and is a predicted model, not a curated record. Gene Ontology annotation, molecular function: RNA polymerase II cis-regulatory region sequence-specific DNA binding; protein binding; DNA-binding transcription factor activity, RNA polymerase II-specific. The coding region runs from base 114 to 1412 and encodes 432 amino acids. The transcript is spliced from 2 exons.